Gallus gallus (chicken) is the source of this 3838-nucleotide messenger RNA. It is a transcript of the gene CBP7L1, whose product is annotated as feather keratin 3-like. Bases 3144 to 3440 code for a protein of 98 amino acids. Gene Ontology annotation, cellular component: intermediate filament. The transcript has 3 exons. NCBI's taxonomy places the organism in Eukaryota, Metazoa, Chordata, Aves, Galliformes, Phasianidae. The record is from RefSeq and is a predicted model, not a curated record. Gene Ontology annotation, molecular function: structural constituent of cytoskeleton.
AUCCACUUCUCUUGCCUUCUCCUCCUUGGUGCACAAGGUCGACCUCCAUCCCACCACCAUGUCCUGCUUCGAUCUGUGCCGUCCCUGUGGCCCGACCCCACUGGCCAACAGCUGCAACGAGCCCUGUGUGCGUCAGUGCCAGGACUCCCGGGUGGUGAUUGAACCAUCUCCUGUGGUGGUGACCCUGCCUGGACCCAUCCUCAGCUCCUUCCCCCAGAACACUGCUGUGGGCUCCAGCACCUCUGCUGCUGUUGGAAGCAUCCUGAGUGAGGAGGGAGUGCCCAUCUCCUCCGGUGGCUUUGGCCUCUCUGGCCUGGGUGGCCGCUUCUCUGGCAGGAGGUGCCUGCCCUACUAAGGAUGAGGUGAACGUCCCUUGAACCCAUUGCCCAGGAAGCCUGAAGCCACACACCGGACUGAGGAUGGAGCUGCUGGCCUGAGUUUCCAGAUAGGCAGAGCACCCUCAUGCCCUGCUGCAAAGCCUGUGGUGUCUGGAAGCAUGGCCCUCUGAUGUCUUCUUCUUCUCCCACUUUCCACUCAUCAUCAUUAGGAGUCCAUCUUGUCUCCUGCUGUUCUGUGCACUGGGUUCAUCCUGAAGCAAGUUUAGAUGGUCCUGCUUUUUCUCCCUCUCACUAUGUGAGGGAGGAAGAUGUGCAUCCCAUUCUGGUGAAGGGAUGUCUGAAUACCAGCUGCUCUUGUUGCAGCCUGGACCAGAUCCCUUCCACCAUGCAUUGCUUUAUUUUCUACCUUCAGACUCAAUAAAGUUUAUGCUGCAUUAUUAUCUCAGUCUCCUCUUGUUUCUUUCCUGUUGGGAUAUUCACUCAAGAUGUCUAGGGGAAAAUGUAAUGCCCUGCUAUUGAAAAUGGUCGAUGGCUAUUGUCCUCAUUGGACCUCCUUCCUGCCUUGAGUAUUGGAGAUGGACAUUGGAGAUGACAUUGUGAACUGGUUGAGAGCCAGAGUAAUGUGCAUUGUUGGCAAUGUCCUCCAAGUGUUUCCAUAUGCUCCUUCAAAUUUACACUUAAAGGAUGAGCAAGUUUUGAUUUUGUCUUUAGUUGCUGAUGCAAACAUUUGAGCUGCUGGAUUGUAUGGUUUUGAGGCAAGUGCCCAACUGGUUGAAGUUAUGAUGCUGUAUUACCGUUCUAAGCAUAUUUUUCUUCCCAUCCCUCCAUGAACACCUGACAAACCCUCAAAGUACAGAGUCCAAAAAGAGUCAAAGAGAUAAGUUGUCAUCUAUUGCUUCUUUCCAAUGGCAUAUUUUAGUUCCUAUUUUCAGUUCUCUUCUCAGAACCUACCGUUCUCUACUACUUCGUGGGCAAUCCUUAUCUCCUGGCCCUGUAGUCCUGUUUAGAGUGAGAUUCCACUCUUGUGUUGUAUCCUAUAUAUUUCUAUGCCAGAUGGAUACUAUUGUAUUUGAUGGCUACUAUUCUAACUUAAAUUCAGCAAGAAUUCAAAAGGCCUUUGUGUCUCUGCUUGGGAGACUCAGUAAAAAUCCACUUUGCUUCAUGCUUUAAGGCAUUCUGUGCCUUUUACUGAAUGCAGGUGAUGUUAAAAUAUACACCCAGGGACAGAAGACAACACCCUUAGCAGGAAAUCUGAGAAAGCAGGGUGUUGUAAGAUGUUUGAGGUCUUGUGUAUACCCUCAGCAUGGGGAUCUGAGUUGGGGGGUAUGGAGAGAUGGUAGAAAAGUACUUUUUUGCAUGCAGUGUUUUGCUCGUUGAAGGUUUUUGAAUGAAAGAAACAUGGAUAGGGCACUGAUGUUCCAUAAAGUUUGAGGAUGACUAAGAUUCCUUAAAGUAUGAAUAAAAUCCUUUUUCUUCAUGCAGAGAUGCUGUAUUGCAAUCACACUGAGGACUUAUUCUGAAUAGAGAUUUGCUUAAAUGAACACAUCCUGUCUCCCUAGAAGCUCCUUUCAUCUUCCCGAAUGAGAAAUUUGGUUGUGCCUCUGUGAUUACAGAGUUUCCUGAGUCUGGUAGAGUCCCACUGUAAUUGUGGAGGGUAUUUUGUCCACACUGUGGAAUGAGGGUCUGGCAAGGGCCUGCGGUGUGUAUGUUGGGUAUCACACGCCAGACAGUUGCUCCCCCUGGGCAUGUGCUGCCUCAGGCUAACACUGCAUAGAGCUUGGUGUCCUCCUAUGGCACAUGUCCUCGGGAUGGCCCUGACUCCUGCUGCUGUCCCAACUGCUCUUGGUGGCACUCCCAGACCUCAUUUGUUUCUGGGUGGAUGUAUGUACAGCCUGGAAAUGUUGCUGUGUGUUUGUCAGUGUGUACUGUGUCAGGACGUAGGGACAAAAAAGGAUCCAAGGCAUGGGGACAUGGGGAACGAAGAAGGAAGAGUUUUAAACGAAACAAAAUGUUCUUGUUAAGGUUUGCAUUCUAUAAGAUAGCAGUAGAAUCUAGCUAAUACUGACUUUGGAAGAGCAACAUCAUUCUUUCCUGGUAUAUACAUGGAAUGGUGUUGGGGGAUCACCAGGCAAUGCAUGGAGGAGGUGAAAAGGCAAAGCAGACAGGCUAACUUGACAGAGUGCAGUGACAUAUCACAUAGAGAGUUUGAAACACCUGACAGCACAUUCUCCCUGCUGUAAAAAUGAUGCCUAGGAAAGCUUAAAAGUCCUUGGAGGCAUUGAGAACAAUAGGUUUGUCCAGUCCUUGGAUAAAGAAGUUCUGCUCUUUAAUUAGAUGUUUAUAAUGAAAAAAAAAAAAAAACCCAAAAAACCAAAACAACACAAAUACAUUCAUAACACCAAAGCAUAAGGGCAUACCUCAGAAGGGUAAAAUGCUGAUGUCACCUGAAAACAUGGCAGCAUUCUGACUUGUAAAACAAUGGCCUGAUUUUAGCAUAAUUACCAGUGGAAAUACUGGCCUAUAAUAUCAUACCAUGAAAGGAAACUGCAUUAGGGAACAGGAAUGUAAUGAAAAUGGAAAUAAAAAGGAAGCAUUGCAGGGAAAAUAAACAACCAAACGAUUUACAUAAUUGCGAAGCUAAGCAUAAAAUAUGACCUUGUUGGUAAACACAUUCCAAGUGUAAAACUGCCUUGCAGCCUCGGGCAGUCCUGAGCAGUAUAAAAGCCUGUCCAGCACCAGGCUCCCUCAUCCACUUCUCUUGCCUUCUCCUCCUUGGUGAACAAGGUCCACCUCCAUCCCACCACCAUGUCCUGCUUCAGUCUGUGCAGCCCCUGUGGCCCGACCCCGCUGGCCAACAGCUGCAACGAGGUCUGUGUGCGCCAGUGCCAGGCCUCCCGGGUGGUGAUUCAGCCCUCUCCCGUGGUGGUCACCCUGCCUGGACCCAUCCUCAGCUCCUUCCCCCAGAACACCGCUGUGGGCUCCAGCACCUCUGCUGCUGUUGGCAGCAUCCUGAGUGAGGAGGGAGUGCCUAUCUCCUCCGGUGGCUUUGGUAUCUCCGGCCUGGGCAGCCGCAUCUCUGGCAGUAGGUACCUGCCCUGCUAAGGGUGAGGUGGACGUCCCAUGAACCCCUUGCCCAGGAAGCCCAAAGCCAGGUGACAGACUGAGGACAGAGCUGCUGGCCAGCAUUUCCAGACGGGCUGAGCACCCCUGCCAGAUAUUACUGCCUGGGAAUAUGACCAGCAGAUGUCUUCUUCUUCUACUUUCCUCUGAAUAUCACGAGUUCAUCUUGUGUCCUGCUGUCCUGUGCCUUGGGUUUAUCCUGAAGCAAGUGGAAAUGGCCUUGCUCCGUGUCCCAUGUGUGGGACGAAGACAUGAUUCCCAUUCCGCUGGGAGCGUGUCUGAGUACCAGCUGCCCCCAUUGCAACCUGUACCAGAUCUCUUCUAUCACGCAUUGCUUCAUUUCUAUCUUCAGACUCAAUAAAGUUGAUGCUGCAUUGCAA